Molecule: messenger RNA, 2778 nt
Organism: Paramuricea clavata
Lineage: Eukaryota; Metazoa; Cnidaria; Anthozoa; Malacalcyonacea; Plexauridae
Source: the annotation of a GenBank genome assembly
AUGAAGAAAGAUUGCAAUAAAGUUGAAACCAAAAUAGAUGAUGGCGAGGAAAGGGAGAUCCAGGUAGAAAAGAAAAAAGAUGACCCUGCAACAGAAAAGGAUGACAACAUCGAGGUUGCUAACGAAGGAGAAGGAAGCAAUGUGUGUCAAGAGAACAAAUUCAACAAACCUGAUGUUUUCCAUGUCAGGAAAAGGAAGUUACGGUUGCUGAUCAAGAAAAUUUCCUAGAUAAAAGCAGAACGUCAAGCAAGACAGAUGUUGAGACCCAUUCACUUAUUGCGACAAAGAAACUACGACACGCAAACUUCAACUGGUUUGUUUUUGUUUCAGUAAUGGAAGAAUUUUUUCGGGAUGCAGGUUCUUCAUCAGAAAUGCUUAACCAGUUCUUAGACGAUUUUUCUUCGAAAUUGCCUGAGCUUGGUCUUAGUGAGGAAGUAGUUAAGUUAACACAAACUUCACGGACUAUAUAUCUUCAUAAAAUGCACAAAGAACAGGCGUUCAGCUGUGUGUACCGAGACACAAGCGCAGGUUAUCCAGCAAGCGAUAUAAAAGUGUAGCCAAUGUUAAAUAUCAACGAGCAAGGAAAGGAUUCACUUUAAAGCACAAUCCGGACAGUAAAUGGAGUUGUUCCAUGUACAAGUUGUUUAAACAACUCCUAAAAGAUGGAAAGGAUAUUUUACUAUUAAACCAUGAUGACCAGGCUGGAUUUCGCCGUACUCAACAUUUACACACAAGAACUAUCCUGUGCUUUCUUUGAAUCCCACGAAUACAACCCGGACAGAUUUCGUUAAUAAGCACCCGACCCAGCUUCAGACAACGUCUCAUAAUUAAAAAAACCCAGAAACAACUGACGAGUUAUGCACUGGAGUAGUCAAAUCUUCAAAACUUCAUGAAAAGAGUCCUUCUCAGCAUGCUGAUGAUAUUGUAGCACUUGAAGGAGUAGAUAUAUUGAAAUCAGCAUUUUACAAAGAGAAUACCCAAGAACCCAAAGAUGUGGAAUGCAUUCAGGUAGAUGGAGCAGGUGACGAAGGUCUGUCGCACCACGAAGUUCAAUUCAUGUGGACUGAGCAUCACAUGACCAAGCCAACUAAGAUCACGUUAGUUACCACCCGGUGCAGUGUGGACAGUUUCCUCAAUAGUUUCCAAAAUGGAUGUCUCGGAAGAGGCUAUUCUAACUUGUUUAUACCAUCGACAUUAAUGGGGUCCAACGAAGCUGAUGAUGGUGGACUUGAUGAAGAAAAACACAAAGAAAACAUGUGUGCAGCAAUUGCCAAAUAUAUCAGCAGAGUUGAUGGCACUCCAUGCUCAUGGACACAGAUUAAUCUUAUCAAAGGACCUGUGGAUCAAAUACAUGUUUCCAGAAGAAAAGAGUUGACAACGUUCUUGAAAGGGAGUAAGAAAGCAAAAGAGCAACUAAAGCAUGAUAAUCCUACAUUGUUUGCUUACUUUACUGAAAUCUGGGAUGUCAGAAACAACCAUAUAGAUGAGACUCUCCCUACAAAUUAUGUGUUCAUGCUGAAAUGCUGUGGGAAAAGUUGGUGCAAACAUCCGUUGUGUCAAAAAGGUACACUUAUUUUUUUUUCAAAAUACAGUAUCAUUUCUUCUUUAAAUCUUUAUUUAGCUAAUUCCACACUAUUUUAUAGUAAUGGGACACAUGACGCUUUUAUGUUACAAGAUUAUUAAAUCUGUGGGUUUUUCAAAUUGUAGCUUCCUCAUCGGAAUCACGAUCUAAUAAUGCUGAAAACCAAAAGAAGAGAUUACUGUAUAUGCGAAAAGCCAGAAGAGAAAGGAAGGUAAUAUAUUGCUAAAAGGCCCAACGACCAAGCAAAGAAACUUCGAAUUGCCUUAACCUGCAAGUCUGCAACUAGCCAGCCUCAAUACAAUUAGAUGUACCUGCCAUAAAGUCAUUUUCCGUGCAAAGUGGUACAACUUUAUAUUGAAAUGCCACAAUUUAAACAAGUUAUUCAAAUAUUUCGGACAGUUGACUCUCGAUAUGUACCAAGUUAAAAAAAUAUUUCUUGAAAAACCCUUAAUGUUGUAAGGUCGCAUUCACACAGACAUGUUAAAAUUGUAUGCCAAACGGAAUGGGUCAUUGAGUGUACUGUGUGCAUAUGAGUACAAAGUUACUUUUAUGUUUGCAGGUUCAUGAUUUCAUGUGACCAAUGUGGAAAUUGGUUUCACAGAGAUUGUAUUGCCAUGACAGAGGAGGAAUUAAACAAACAUGAAGACCAAGAUUUGCCUUAUAUAUGUCCUAGGUGCAAGGAACCAGGUGUGUUUAAUUUUAUGAGUUUUACAACACUCGAAUUUAUGUACGUUCACUCGGAGAGUAAUUUAACUGUUGUUUUUUUAGGAGUCCGAGAUCUUCCUGUUGAUGUCAAAUGGUUUCCAGCUGGCCCAUCGUUUAGUUUCUUUCCGCAUCCAGUUGUUGAUCCAAGUAGGCCGUGGAAAGGAACACAAUGCAAGACUUGUGCUCCAACAUGCUACGGUCAUUAUGUCACAAAUGUCGACCAGUUGUUGCAACUAUAUUCUGAAGGAAAAGCAAUUCGAUCUCCACCACCCAGCAAUAUUUUAACAGAUUACCAUAAAUGUCAGGAUAAUACUAAAUCAGUAUUAAAUAUAGAUACAGAUGCUUUGGAUAAAUUAUCUAAGAAAUGCCUUCUUCCUCCUGAUGAGGUCAAAAUUUGGUUAAACCACCUUCACCAAGUCGCUGAGAACAGAAAACGAGGAGUAGAGAAAGCUAAAGCUACAAGGGAAAAGAAGAAAAACAAAAAGGCCUAA